Nothobranchius furzeri (turquoise killifish) is the source of this 1722-nucleotide messenger RNA. RefSeq names its product transmembrane protein 68 (gene tmem68). The record is from RefSeq and is a predicted model, not a curated record. Gene Ontology annotation, molecular function: acyltransferase activity. Lineage: Eukaryota; Metazoa; Chordata; Actinopteri; Cyprinodontiformes; Nothobranchiidae.
CCGAUUCUCGAUGACACUGGGUGUGUUACACUCUAAUCGUUCCGGUUGUAAACAGAAAUGUUGAGUGUGCUGAGUUGUGCACUCGGAUCCCAGGAUCUGCCGUUUUUAUUGUAUUUAUUUGUUUACAUGUAGUCGCUGUCCUCAGCGGAAGCCCCACGCGUGAAAUCCUGCUUUCUGGUGGAUAUUUUCUUGUUUCGCUCACCUGGAAAAAGGAGUGCCUACUGCUCAUGCAGCCUGAUCGUUGCCCCGGGGAUCUGCGCUGUGGCUGACCCUGUUGGCCCUAACCGCACAACAGGAUGGCAGACUCUGGGAACCAGUCCUGUCUAGCGGGAGCACAUGACACUGUGUCCUUCAUGGUGUGUUUGUUUGAUAUGUGGGUAGAGUUUGCUGGCCUGGACCAGGUGGAGGACUAUCUGAGCUUUCUGGAGUACCUCUUAUGGGUCUUCACCCCUCUUGUGGUGGUCUUCGUCCUGCCAUUCCUCAUCGUUAUUCUCCUUUACCUCUCAAUACUUUUCCUUCAUGUCUAUAAGAGGAAGAAUCAGCUGAAAGAAGCGUACUGCAACAACCUGUAUGAUGGAGCCAGAAAAACACUGGCCACCCUGUGGGAUGGACAUGGGGCCAUAUGGCAUGGCUAUGAGAUUCACGGCAUGGAGAAGAUCCCUGAUGAAGGACCAGCUCUGAUAGUGUACUAUCAUGGAGCCAUUCCCAUUGACUACUACUACUUCCUGGCCUCCGUUAUUAUUCAGAAAGGAAGAACCUGCCACUCUGUAGCCGACCACUUCCUCUUCAAGAUCCCUGGUUUCAAACCGCUGCUGGAGGUGUUCAGUGUGAUACAUGGUCCUCAAGAGGAGUGUGUGCGUGCUCUGAAGAACGGUCACCUGCUGGGGAUCUCUCCUGGCGGAGUGCGGGAGGCUCUUUUUAGCGAUGAGACCUACCCUCUUCUGUGGGGCAAACGCAAAGGUUUUGCACAGGUUGCCAUUGACUCUCAAGUGCCAGUAAUCCCAAUGUUCACUCAGAAUCUAAGAGAAGGAUUCAGAUCCCUCGGAACAUUAAGACUAUUUCGUUGGUUGUAUGAAAGAUUUCGUCUGCCAAUAGCUCCCGUUUAUGGAGGAUUUCCUGUAAAAUUCCGAACUUUCCUUGGUGAUCCCAUUCCGUAUGACCCUAACACAAGUGCUGAACAACUAGCAGAAAGGGUGCAGCAGGCUGUCCAGUCUCUGAUCGACACACACCAACAGAUCCCAGGAAGCAUCUGGAGAGCUUUGUUAGAGAGGUUCUAUACUAAACACAAAGACCUUUAACAAAAGAGACACUUUUCCAGUUUUGGACCAAAUCCAGCUGUCAGACCUGCUCCUGUGAACUUGUUUUGCCGACGACUGAUGAACUGAACAUGUUCCUACAUCCCUCGAAAUGCAACUACUUUUCUUUACACAUUGAUAGUGUUGUCUGAGAUAUUUAUGUCGAGUGACUUGAUUAUAUAAAUAACAUCACAAAAUGAACAUCACUUUUUAAAUGAGAUUUACGGUUUGAGUUGCAAUAACUGUUAUGUACAGUAACCUUUUUUAAUUGUAUAGACAUGGUGGUGAUAUUUGGGAGAAAUGUAUAAAUCUAUAUGAGUAUUCUUCGACACAUUUGUGCUAUCUUUGGUACAUUCUAGAGCAUAAAGAUGUGGAGAGAACGUUUGACUAUAACUGUACAAAAGAAUAAAAUACAGAACAAAUAUGA